Helianthus annuus (common sunflower) is the source of this 2512-nucleotide messenger RNA. RefSeq names its product sucrose transport protein SUC3. NCBI's taxonomy places the organism in Eukaryota, Viridiplantae, Streptophyta, Magnoliopsida, Asterales, Asteraceae. The transcript has 14 exons. Gene Ontology annotation, biological process: transmembrane transport. The coding region runs from base 359 to 2185 and encodes 608 amino acids. Gene Ontology annotation, cellular component: membrane. The record is from RefSeq and is a predicted model, not a curated record. Gene Ontology annotation, molecular function: sucrose:proton symporter activity.
CCAAAAGUUGCCUAAUCUCGAUUUCCUUUAGGUAUUUAUCUGUUUGAAUUUGCUUCCUCAGUUCCUCUAAAUAAAUUACCAUUGAUAAUCUUAAAAUUAUGUUGUUAAAAUACCAAAAGUAGAAAAAUUACUUAUAAUCGAAGUAACGUCAAGUCAAAGCCAGCCCAAAUCAACGUCUCGAUUCCUCCCAUUCACGGCAACACCGACAAGUUUGACCCGGUGUCAAUCCUUCCUGACUUCUGUAAACUCCGAUCACCGUUUCAAAUCCACACCAAUCUCAUCUCAUAUCUCAAAUCCACCAUAUCAACAAAGUCCGAUCAAUGCGUUGCAUUUCCCUUCAAAUCUGAUUAACUAAAUCAUGGAUUCCAUGCCGAUCCGUGUGCCCUACAAAAACCUCAAGCAUGACGAUGCAAUUGCGGAUGUUGAAAUUGUUAGAUUUGAAGAAGAAGAAGCUAAUAGACGCUUCGAUUCCGAUAAAUCGAAUGUGUUUGGUAAUGGAAAUGCGCCGAAUUCUUCUUCUACGUCGCUAGGGUUACCGACGCAGAAUUGUAGCAUGAUUACGCUGGUUUUGAGCUGUGCUGUUGCUGCUGGUGUUCAGUUUGGUUGGGCCUUGCAACUGUCGCUUUUAACUCCUUACAUUCAGACACUGGGAAUAGGGCAUGCGUUUUCCUCGUUUAUCUGGCUUUGUGGUCCUAUUACAGGUCUUGUGGUUCAACCUUGUGUUGGUAUUUGGAGUGACAAAUGCACUUCAAAAUAUGGCAGAAGACGACCCUUUAUUUUGCUUGGAUCCCUCAUGAUAUCACUUUCUGUGUUAAUUAUUGGGUUUUCUGCAGACAUUGGAUACUUGAUUGGAGAUACUCAAGAACAUUGCAGCACGUUCAAAGGUACACGUCCAAGGGCUGCUUUUGUGUUCAUCUUAGGAUUUUGGAUGCUUGACCUUGCUAACAACACUGUUCAGGGCCCUGCCCGUGCUCUUCUUGCUGAUCUAGCAGGCCCUGAUCAGAGAAACUCAGCAAACGCUAUAUUUUGCUUAUGGAUGGCAGUUGGAAAUAUUUUAGGGUUUUCAUCUGGUUCUAGUGGAAAGUGGCACAGUUGGUUCCCUUUCUUGACAAGUAGAGCUUGUUGUGAAGCAUGCGGUAAUCUUAAGGCAGCAUUUUUAGUUGCAGUGGUUUUUCUUACAUUUUGCACAAUGGUGACACUCUACUUUGCAAAGGAGGUUCCUUUAGCACCAAAACAACAUAUGAGGUUACCAGAUGUUGAUCCUCUUUUGGAGGAUCCGCAGGCUCAGCUGCAUGGUCAUGACCACAGAGAAUCAAAACCUUGGAAAAACGCAGCUGAUCACAAAGCUGGUAAUAGGCUUGAAAAUGUUUUUGAAAUCGGUACCAGUGAGAGGAAAGCAGACUCUACAGUUAAUGAAGAUCAAGUCGAGAGUUUUAGCGACAGCCCUAGUGCAGUCCUGGUCAACUUGUUGACCAGCCUACGCCAUUUACCGUUGGGGAUGCAUUCCGUUCUUACUGUAAUGGCUCUUACAUGGUUGUCGUGGUUUCCGUUUUUCCUUUUUGAUACCGAUUGGAUGGGUAGAGAGGUUUAUCACGGUGACCCAAAGGGAAGUGCUGCUGAAAUCAGAGCUUACGAUGAUGGUGUCCGAGAAGGCGCAUUUGGUUUGCUAUUGAAUUCAGUGGUUCUUGGUAUCAGCUCUUUCCUCAUAGAACCAAUGUGUAAAUGGAUCGGUUCAAAAUUCGUGUGGGCCGUAAGCAAUUUUAUCGUGUUUGUCUGCAUGGCAGGCACUGCCAUCAUUACCGUAAUUUCUUUAAAAGAAUCUAGCGGGACUGAUAAUACAGUAGGAGGAAAUGAGGCAAUCAAGACCGCGUCUUUAAUUGUUUUUGCUAUUCUGGGCCUUCCCCUUGCUGUAACUUACAGUGUUCCCUUCUCCGUCACAGCCGAUCUAACCGCAGAUACAGGAGGCGGUCAAGGAUUGGCAAUUGGAGUUUUGAAUCUAGCAAUUGUGAUGCCACAGAUGAUUGUGUCGCUUGGUGCGGGCCCGUGGGAUGCAUUAUUUGGUGGAGGGAACGUACCGGCAUUUGUUCUUGCUUCAUUAAGUGCCCUUGCUGCUGGCAUUAUUGCAACUCUAAAGCUUCCAACUCCUAGCAAUUCAUACACACCAAUAGGUUUUCAUGUUGGGUGACAACCUUUUUUCGUACCAACUUGUGCAUAUUUACACGCGCACCGCCAAUCGCAAUAGUUACUUGCAGAUUUGAUAGACACACAAUAUCCUCACUUGUUAUAUCCAUAUGAGUAUAGAGAUCUAGCUUUAGGAUAAGCUGUUACUGUAUUUUUCAAUUUUCAUGAUAGUUUUGUAUUCUUUUUUCUAAAAUAAGCCCAUAAUCUUUACUAUCAAUUUCAUUGUAUAUUAGACUAAACUUAAGGGUGGUUUUAUGUAAUUUGACUAUCACCUGCUUUUGACACGUCAGAUGUCUUGUUCUGAAUGAAAGUGAGAUCCAGUUUUGAGUUU